Molecule: messenger RNA, 7607 nt
Organism: Phaedon cochleariae (mustard beetle)
Lineage: Eukaryota; Metazoa; Arthropoda; Insecta; Coleoptera; Chrysomelidae
Source: the annotation of a GenBank genome assembly
GUCAAAUGUGUAAAUUGUAAACAAAACAGAAACCCUAAACUCAAACUUUUUCUUAUUAUUUUGAUUGAUAUAAUAAUAAUUAAAAAUAUUGCACUUAAAAGAAAGCUAAUGUUUUUCAAUUUUUGCAAUACGUUAUUCAUUACAAUAAAAAAACUAUAUUCCUAUUACUUAUUAAUAAGUACAUGAAUUAUCUUUUUCCAUGAAUCAAACCAAAGACUAGGUACAAAAUGAUAUGAUAUCAAAUCAAAAUAGAAUAGCGACUCUGCUAUUUUUGAUAAUUCACAAAUAUUCAGUUUGGAUUACCCGCGAAUCUUGAGAUUCCCAAAAAAUUCGUCGCACGCCUCACAUUCCAAUCAUCCAAUGAUCGAAUGGCCUGAACUAUUUUCUAUUUUUAAAUGAAAGAAAUAUGGCGGCUAGCAGAAGUAUCUGCCUUUUUAAAUCGAAAAAAAUGCUCUGGAAUCAGUGAUAAACAAAAUAAUAUGAAGUGUAAUACAUAAAUAUUAGUGUACAUUUUUAUAGUGAAGAAGUGUAGAGACACAUCAAGGUUUUUUUCAGCCUAGUCAACCCCUAAUUAAAUCCUUUUCUGGGUGUAUUUUCAGUUAAAAAGGGAGGUGAGCUUAGAUUCAAAAUGGUUGUUGGAGAAGAAAUAAACAACAUAAUGGGAGGGAUAGAAAACACAGGAACAGUAAAGCAACACAAUCACAAAAAGAAACUUCGUCAAAGAUUUGAUAUAAUAAAAAAAUUAGGACAAGGGACGUUUGGGAAGGUACAAUUAGGGAUUAAUAAGGAAACCGGCCAAGAGGUAGCUAUAAAAACAAUAAAAAAGUCGAAAAUAGAAUCAGAGGCCGAUCUGGUGAGGAUAAGGAGGGAAAUUCAAAUUAUGUCGUCUGUCCAACACCCUAAUAUAAUUCACAUCUAUGAAGUAUUCGAAAAUAGAGAAAAAAUGGUAUUAGUUAUGGAAUAUGCAGCAGGAGGAGAAUUAUAUGACUACCUUUCAGAAAGGAAGGUAUUACAAGAAGAGGAAGCCAGAAGGAUAUUCAGACAGAUUGCUACAGCAUGCUAUUACUGUCAUAAGCACAAAAUUUGCCACAGAGACUUGAAAUUAGAAAAUAUAUUGCUGGAUGAAAACAACAAUGCCAAAAUAGCCGAUUUCGGACUGUCUAACGUCUUCGACGAACAGAGACUGUUGAACACGUUUUGCGGCUCUCCACUUUACGCUUCCCCGGAGAUAGUUAAAGGUACCCCAUACCACGGUCCUGAGGUGGACUGCUGGUCCCUGGGCGUUCUCCUGUACACUCUCGUGUACGGGGCGAUGCCCUUCGACGGAAGUAACUUCAAGAGACUGGUGAAACAAAUAUCCCAAGGGGAUUAUUUCGAACCUGCGAAACCUAGUCCUGCUUCUCCUCUGAUAAGGGACAUGUUGACGGUCAACCCCAGAAACCGCGCCGACGUCGAAAGAAUCUGCACCCAUUGGUGGGUGAACGAGGGCUACAACGACAAUUGCCUCGACAUAUCCGAGGAAUUGGCCAAUCAGACCCCGGUGCGACUAGACGUUCUUUUGUCUUUGGCCCCACCAGCUCCGCAACUGGAAAGCGAAAAGCUCAUGGUAACGAGAGAAGACGAGAGUGCUAGGGUGGAAGGAAUCGCGCCUACUAGAUCCCAAUCUGUAGGAAGUUUGAUGGAACUGACGCAUCCUGCUGAAAGAAGGAUAAUAAAUCUGAUACAAGACGAUAAAGUAGCAUCUAAGCGGAAGCUGGAAACAACCCUGAGCACAGACAGAGCCAAUUUGGAUAAGAGGAAAGACAAGAUCAUCAAAGAAAAUACAGUUGCGGACAUUACAGUUCAUGGAGCCAUGCAGGAGAAUGUCUGCAUGACUGAAAGCGCGCCUCUUGAUAGAAGCUCAACAAAGAUCAUUUCCAAGGAUAUGGAUGUCGAACAAAAUGGAACAGUGAUAGAUCCAUGCCUGGAAGGAGCAGUGUGUGCAGAAAUUUUAGCAGACGCCGAGAAGAUGAAACCUCAGAAGUUGAAGAAAACGCUAUCGACAAGUGUCAGCAGUAAGAUUUUGGAAGGUAUAAAUGAGAUUCCUAGUCAAGAGAAUGUUGCCGAUGUUUUGGAUAAAGAAAACCUCAAAGAAACUAAACAGGAACCAGAAGAAGAGCAAGAAAAACAGGUUCCAGUUGAUACAAACGUCAAGAAGAAACCUGUGAAGAAGAAAGUGUUGUCAGAUAAAAAUGAAAACUUAGCUGAGACAGAGGAAAAGUCCGCUGUAGAAGAGAAACUUGAGCAUCAAGAAACGAAACAAGUUGAAGCGGAGCCCCCCUCCAAACCAAUCGAGAGGAGAAAGUCGAAAAUCUUCGAAGCAGCGGAAAAAUUCCAAAGCAUGAUCACCCCCACCGAACCCAAGCCGAAAGCCAUCGAAAAACCAAAGAAAAUAGUAAUACCAGGCGUCAGCGUGGACGGUUUCAAAAAGGAGUUCGAACGAAAAGCGAGUCUCACCUCCACUUCUCCGCCAAAGCUCAAAGGUGCCUUAAGCAAAAAGCUCAUCCUGGACAAAAAACCAGAGGAGGACAAAGUGCCAGUUCCUAAAAAUAAGACUGACGACGAGAAGAAAGAGCUAGUGCGGAACGCUGUUAGCAUCAUCUCCAGUGCCUUAGACAAAGACAAGGACGGGACGAGGAAGUCCAAGUCGCGGCCUUGCAUGAUGCGGAAGCCGCCGGUGCCGUUCGGGGUCGGCGGUCGGUCGGCUUCGGGGAACAUCGGAAUGCUCACUUCGUCUCCUUUGUCUCCCCCACCUGGGCCCAAACCGUUCGUCAAGCAGAAAUUCGAGCAGUUGGAAAUCAAGCAGGUGGAGGAUCAAACACCAAUGCCCGCAGACGAUAGCAAGACCUCCUCUGCCGAGAUCACUCUGAAAUCGGCGACCCUGCCAAGGCGGAAAACGACCAAAGCCGAAAUAAAGUUGAAUUAUCCGGUGCCGAAACCGUCAGCAGUUGGAUUCAAGACUGAGAUGGCGCACAACGUUGGAAGUUAUCCCGGUACUGAGGUUGUCGUUCCUGUCGCUCCUCCCACAACUGCGAUUGGGUUCAGGAGUGUUUCAUCAGAUCAAAAUCGUUUGAUGAAAGGGACUUCUAAAGAAAGAAUCAUACCGAUAUCAUUUGAAAGGGGAGAUUCCACACCAGAGUCUGUGCAAUCUCCUCCAGCAAAGCCUCCUAUGCCUAAACCUUUCCAGACUCAGAGAUCGGACGUUUCUCAAAGAUCCAACUUGUCGAGACAGUCCACUCAGGACUCCGACACGGAGACCGUGGCCUCGUCAGGCGGGGAACCUAUCAAGAAGUCGCCCAGGGAGUACAUCAUCCCCAUCGCUGUCGAGGGCGGGGGGUACGUCACCCCUAGGGCGGGCAGUCUGGAACCGAGCGAGUCGGGCAGCGCGGCGAGUACAAUGACGAACAGGAGCAAGAGUCGCUUCGGCAGGUCGAGGAGGAUGAAUUCUCUCUUCGGCGAUAGAGAGUCGGAAGAUGAAUCUUCUCCAUUUUCAACCUUACGCCGUCACGGUUCCACUGGCAAAGAAAGCGACAACGAGGAUUCCAAGAGAGACGUUUUCCACAUGCACAGGCUUAGGAGCACCCGGCCCAAAAAGUCUAAUCUUGAACAUGCAGAUUCCUUGAGUUCUGGUGAAGAAGACGAUGAUGACGGCUUCGAAAUAUUGACUGCUGAAAACCUGUUUUCUACUCUUCUGUCUCGGGUUAGAGACUUGACCCAAAGGCUGAACGUCGAUGAUGGAGUGAGACCGGGCUUUCCUUCUAGUCGAUUAUUGAGUCACUUCGAUCAGGGCACGAAUUUCUGGAACAGGAUGGAUCACCCACUCUCGAGGCAUUCUUCUUUCGGAAGAACUUUGAACAGAGAUCGCCCCAUAUCGAAAACGUCGACCGGAAACAGUUUCGGGGUACCGUGGCGAAGGAGUGUCAGCAGAGACUUAGCUACCGACAUCGACAGCGUCUUCAACAAUGCCAACGCUCCUGUUCAACGUCCCACCGGAGAUAACCAGAAGAACGAAAACCUCAAUUUAGCCGACCUUGAUUUGAAAAAACUGAAACUCUCCGAAGAAGAUGCUUUAGCUUUAUCUUACUUGACACCAGGCCUAUCAAAGCGAAUACAAAAACAAUUGCUAGCUCAAUUGGCGCCAUCUGAAGCAAAAAAAUUGCAUCGUACCAUGUCCGCCCAUAACCCAGAAGAAGAGGUAACUGAUUCCAAGUUCACUCGAAGGUCACCUGUCGGAAGAAUAUCUUCUACUCUACCCCGAAGAUUCUCCGUUGAGAGAAACAACUCUGCUCUGAAAGACGAAUUGGGUAGGCCCAAAGAGACCAAUUUGCGCAUGCCAAGAUCCUUCCUUCCUGUUAAACGUGACGAGUAUACACCUUCUCACGAAUUCAGUGUUAGGUCGUCCAGUAUUGGCGCAGAGCCGAGAUGUGAUAAUAGAUUUGCAUACGGAAGACCCAAAGUUGCUAAGUCUCAGUCAGUACGUGAACCCAGGACAUACUUAUCGUCCAGGUGUAACAUCCAAAGUCCAGAUUCCAGUUUUUCUGAGAGCCUCUCUUUAUCUAAUAGAAAUGAUAGUCUAGAAAGCAGCUCGAAAUGUGUUUCAGACUCGUCUGCCUCGAGACCUUACUCCAAAUACUCGUCUGACUCUCUUUAUACAAGGUAUUCGCCGAACAAGUCUAUGCAAUCUUUGGUGGAAACAGAUACCAACAAGUCUGAUUUGAAAAGGCCGUGCAGUACUAGGAAAAUAUCCAGGUUUCUGCGACCUGACUUUUAUGAUACACCUAAAGAAGACAGCGUCUAUUUCAAAGAAAAAAAAGAAAGAGAAAUGGAAACCCAAAAGGUAUUGAAAGAGAUAAGGGAUAAGAGAAAGGGCAGACUUAGAGAACAAUCAGCCUGUAGAGAAAAACAACUGGACAAGGGAGCCGAUGAUAAUAAGAAAAGAGAAGACAUCGCUAAAGAUACUAACAGUUUACUCAAUAAUGUUUCUGAUAGUAUCAAAAACCUGGAAAGCAAUGUGAAAAGUGCACAUGAUUAUGUUAAUCUGUCUUGCUCAAAUAAUAACACGAAACCGCAAAGUGAACAAAAAGACAAUUCCGAUUCAUCUAAAGCUCUGCACGACUACGUGAAUGUAAAGGCAGCUGUAAAUGAUACUACAAUUGCUAAGAAAGGAAAGGUAUCCAGAUUAGUGAGACCUAAAAGUUAUCCUGCUGAAACUCUGAUGAAAGAAAAGAUGAAAGAAUCGCCAGAAAAAGAAUCCAAGAUGAGCAGGAUACGAAAAGGAUUUACUCGACAGUCUAAAGAGAAGACCAAAGAAGACAAGAACGAGGCUAACAAAAUUAUUAACGAAGAAGAGAAAGGUCAUAAAAACAAAUUGCUCCUGUCGAUAGAGAAAAAGUUGGAGAAAUUCAGAACCUCGAAAGACCCUCAAGAAAUCAAGGAGCUACAAGAGAAAAAAUCAUCUGUAGAGAAUGCUAUUCGACGACUUCGUGAACAAAGUUUACCCAGAAAUUUAGAGCAUGGUACGGAAUCUGGCCUGAUCAAAAGGGCAGUAUCAGUAGAGGAUCUAUCUAGCACAAAACCGCUGCAAGCUUCAAGAAAAUCAGUUACCAAAAUACUGGGCCUUUUCAAAAAAUACGAAGAGCAAGAUAUCAAAAAAUCCACUAAGAAACCCAAAAGCAAAACUUCUAAAAGUAGUGAUAAAAAGAGUGAAAAACCUACUGAUUCUGUGAUGGAAACCGAUAAAGUCAAUUCUAGUGCUAGCAAAAGCGAACUUUUGAGCGAAUCUAGCUUGUCAGAAAUUUCUGAGAAAAAAGAACGACCCCGCUCAUUACUACUCGAUAAAAUGAAACAAUUUCAAAAUGGUGCUAAAAGUGAUACUGUAUUAAAUAAUAACAAGGAGUUGAAAGCCAAAUCGAAGUUGCCUGUCAAUACCUUUAGACGUAGUUUAAACUUAGACAACCUACCUGAACCUCCUAAGUUCUACAAUACCCCUACCAACUCUAACCUAACAGAAAGUAAUGAUAAAAAACUGGAUAGAAAACAUUUGAAACUGGACCUUGGUAAAAUCCCAAGUAAAAACGAAACUGUAACCAUACCAGAACCAGUUCCUUGUACUAGCAACUGUGAACGCGUUUCUAGAGAGAACAGAAACUCAUACACGACUACAGAUGACAGUUCAACUGUGCUAUCACCAUCUGACGACUAUAUGAGUUGUGAUUCCUGGUCAGUUGGUUCAGACUUCCAUCACAUCAACGAAUUGCAUUCGCCAUUAUCUCCGAACGGCUAUAUUUAUUCAGGCGAUGAACAUGAUUCUGUGAUAGACAGGAUCAGAAGAAAGAGUUUUUACACUAGGUUCAACGAGAGGAAGAAAACCCGCAAGCCGAAUUCCUUCAAAGACCUCGACUACAGCUCUCUAGAUCACAGGAAUUACGAUGUACGAAAUCCAGUCGCCCGUAGAUCUAGUUUCAACCAACAGGAAUCCGCGAAAUCUUACAGACCUUACAGCAGAAGUUCCUCAUUGCUGAACGAUUAUGUCAAUGUACCUAACCGUUAUCAGACCUAUAAUUCGAAAACCAGUCGACCAGUGUCGUCCCUUUACUCUGAUUCUGAAGAUAACACUCUGGAUGAUAUACGGUCAACUGCUGAAUCUAGAAAAUACAGUUUACAUUCGCAGCCAUCCCGAUUAGGUAGAACAUCAGUCUCACCUGUGAAUGAAUGUUUUUUUGAUAAGGGUUCAUCGUCUGCAAUGCCACAUACCAGUUCAGAUCCUGUUUAGUUUAAAAAUAUACAGUUCCAUCGAUAAUUAACCUUUGACUCGUAAUGAUAGCAAUAUCUAUAUUUUUUUCAACUCGGGAUAUGUCAAAAUUGGGUUCGCCAUUACAAAUUAUGAACAAAUUUUCAGUUUGAACUCUUCAAGUUUGUUGAAUAUUGAGGUUUUUGUACUUCUUUAAUGCAAUAUAUUAUUUUUAUGAAUCGAAUGAACACCAAUGACAUUUGAUGAUUUAUUCAUUGCUUACAAAUCUCUAUUUUCUGAAUAUGAUUCUUUCUUUUUUCAUUAUUCAAUAUUAUGAAUUUAGAUUCUUGAGCUGCUAUUAUAUUUAAUUAUAUAAAAAAUAUUUCUUUAAAAGCGUAAUUCUUUUUUUUUUCAUAUUCUGUAUCAUUAUUUGUUUUCCUGAAAUAUUCUUUAUAUGUUUGUAAUAGUAGGUAUUUAUUAUUUAUUUAUGUACAUGUUGUUUGUUUUUUAUUUAUUGCAUAUUUAUCUUUAUUUGAAUCUCUGAGGUCAUAAUCUCACACAUAUAUUAUGUAGCUUUUUAAUUUAUCAAUUUAACAAUUGGAUUGAAAAUUAUUUUAAUUAUCAUAAACUAUUAAAAAUAGUAAUUAUUGUUGAAGUUUGAACAAUUUUAAUAACAACAUUGUUGACUCGAAUAUCUUUAUUGCAGAUCUCUUAUUUAUUUUGUGAAUCAAUUUUCAAUAUUGUUAUAUCACUCCUCCAAUAUGUUGAAUUUUUGUGUGAGUUGUUAGAGUUGUAUGUUGAAUUUUGUGAUUUUAUAAAAUGAACUCACUGAAUAGUA